This is a messenger RNA of Lytechinus pictus (painted urchin), 3669 nucleotides long. Its product is annotated as cathepsin Z-like. The transcript has 8 exons. Bases 224 to 1108 code for a protein of 294 amino acids. NCBI's taxonomy places the organism in Eukaryota, Metazoa, Echinodermata, Echinoidea, Temnopleuroida, Toxopneustidae. The record is from RefSeq and is a predicted model, not a curated record. Gene Ontology annotation, molecular function: cysteine-type endopeptidase activity. Gene Ontology annotation, cellular component: lysosome.
ACGGUCACCUGACUUAUGGUCACAAGAUCGUAUAUGUAAUCAUCGAACGCGGCGAAUCUCGAAGUCAUCGAACGGCGUAAUUAUAAUUAGCAAAGCCAUUCAUUGUUGAGCUGAGCCUGAGAUCAAUUGAGUCUGUACUGAAUAUUAAUUUUAUCGGUAACUCAAAACCAAGUGAUUUCAUUGGAAAAUUCAAAGCACAAGUGAGUUUACCUUUGGCGACAAGAUGAAGGGAUUGAUCAUUUUUCUUGUGACGUUGGUGAGUUGGACUAGUGGUACCCAUCUCCUUUUUGACAAGAAGGAGCCUUGCUACGAUCCAUCUUAUGAUGAAGGAAUUAAGGAAGUCCGGAAAACCAACAUAUCAGUUGGGGCUGUACCUAGUGCAUUUGAUUGGAGGAAUGUGAACGGUACCAACUUUGCCAGUACUACCCGCAACCAGCACAUCCCUCAAUACUGUGGGUCUUGCUGGGCUAUGGGAACAACAAGUGCCCUUGCAGAUCGUAUCAACAUCAUGCGAGGUGGGGCGUGGCCCUCUACUUACCUGUCUGUUCAGAACGUCCUGGACUGUGGUGGGGCCGGUACUUGCCACGGUGGUGGUAUGCUUGGUGUGUAUCAGUAUGCCCAUGAGACCGGCAUCCCUGAUGAGACCUGUAAUAAUUACCAAGCCAAAGAUCAAGAUUGUGAUCCAUUCAAUACAUGUGGUACUUGUUCAACAUUUGGUCAGUGCCACGUUCUGAAGAAAUACACACUACACAAGGUGUCAGAAUACGGCAAUGUGGCAGGGCGUGAAAAUAUGAUGUCUGAGAUCUUAAGUCGAGGACCAAUCAGCUGUGGAAUCAUGGCAACCCCUGCACUGGAUGCGUUUCAGGGAGGAAAAAUCUAUGCUGAGUACCAUGAAAGCAGCGGAAUCAACCAUAUUGUUUCUGUAGCUGGCUGGGGAGUGGAUGACAGUGGAGUGGAAUACUGGAUUGUGAGGAAUUCCUGGGGUCAACCCUGGGCUGAACAGGGAUGGUUCCGUAUGGUGACCAGUACCUACAAGAAUGGUCAAGGGAAUUACUACAACCUAGGAAUCGAGACCCAGUGUGCCUUUGCCGUCCCAAUCGUAAAUUGAUAUUAACGUGGGUGAGGAUCAUGGAUGUAUGGUUGGGAGAGAGAGAGAGAGAGCCUUUCUACCAUCACCAACCAUGAUCAAUGAUCACUUUGCUGGUAUAUUAACAAUAACAAUAAUACUAACGGUGGUGAUGAUGAUGAUAAAAGUAGUUCACCUUACAUGUACAUGUAUCUAAGCAAUAAAGAUCAAAAUUACCCUCAUAUGUUAAUGUUUCAAUGAUUUGCUUGCUAUCUGAAAGCUUUUACAUAGGAUUUUUUGAAACACCAAACCCCAUUAAAGAAGAAAAAUACUUGUCGAUGUAAGACUUUUUAAACUAUUAAGGAAUUUUAAUACAUCUACCCCAAUGCCUUACAGAAAUUGUGCUUGUAAUGAUAGUCGGUGUCUCUUUUAUGUGCAUAUUGGUGCGUGGCAGGUCAAUUGUCUAUUGCACAGAAUCUUUUAUUUUAUUUUUUUAAGAUCAGAGUUGUACAAAAUUAUGAUUGACUUGAUAUUGUGUGGAAAUUAUGUGGAUAUUUUAUUAAUAAGUAUUUUUAUGCAUGCAAUAAAAUCAUAGUUUGGUUAACUAAUCAUCGAAAGAUAUUUAUUCUGUAUAAUUAUGUGUUGCAAAUGGUAUCGGAUAAUAAUACUUAUUGUACUUGUAGAAUUUGAACAUUUAUGCAUAUCUUAUCUUUAUCAUGAUGUUAAUAUAUUACAGAGUAGUUUUAGCACAUACGUGUAGGUUGUUUGUAAGGAUUUACAGAGUAGUAAUCCAGUUUGAGUAGUGUAGGUGACCUAACAUAUGUCUACACCAUGGGUUUCAACAGGAAUCAUGCGUAGUGUCUUCCUUGCAGCCAUCCAAUUCCAGGAGCUUGACAAAAACAUUUUGAGAAUGCAGGAAGCAAAUUUGAAAGGCAUAGGACGGGAUUCCUGUUGAAAGGCAUGACACAGACUGUUGUUAAGCUGCCUUAUUGCUUUUGUUUCUCGAGAGUAUGACGCACAAACUAAAACCUAAAGAAAAUAAUGUGAAUAUAAUCAUGUGUUGAGUACUUUGUGAAAAAGAUUCCAGGGUCUUACAAAGAUUUGCGAUUGAUCCGAUCAAUCACGACUAUGGACAGCCAGCAACAUCAACAUCUAAAAUGCAAAUUUGUUCAAAAUAUUUUCUAGAUAUGAUGUAUAUUCAUGCAGUCAUCAUUCUCUUGAAGAUUCAGUGUGAUUCUCUUUGUUUAAUAAGGAGAUUGUGCAAAUUUCCAGUGGAAAAAAUAUGGUAUGGGUGGAUUUCCAUAAAGUUGAGAUUGAUUGGAUCAAUCGUAAGUCUUUGUAAGAUGGGGCCCUGGUGGGUGUUUCAUAAAGCUGUUCGUAAGAUACGAAUUACUUUACGCACGACUGGUGAUCCUUUCUUGUGGUACGUGAUAUCCCUAUGCAAUUGAGUUAUGACCUAAGAACAUGUUCCAGUCGUGCUAAAGUUGUGCGUAACUUUACGAACAGCUUUAUGAAACACCCACCUGGUGUCAGUCACUAGUUGAAUGAGAUUUUGCAUGUACACUGUACGAUAUUGAUCAGAGUUGCUUUAUAUCUGCAUAUAAUAGUCUUUACAGAUAUAGAUAUUAGAAUCAAGAAAUUUAUAGAAAAUAUGAAAAAGAACGAAAAGGAGAACAAAAUUUAUUUAAUUUCUUGAGAUGGGGGAAAUACAACUAUAUCAUGUUAUUUUCAGUGAUCACAACAACUUUAACAUGGCUGACAUGGCAAUCGAUCUUCAACCUUACUGAAAUAUACUUGUGUUGCUGAUAUUAGGUAGACCUGCGAGAGCUUGUCAGAGGCUUAGCUGCUGCUGUAUACUCUUUUAUUCAGAUGUUUUUGACUGUGCAACGUUUCGCAUUAAAAAAACAGAUUGAGGUGCAUAACACAAAUAUUUUAGAUCAUGAAAAUCAAUGUUUUGGGGGUGGUUUUAGUUCUGAAGGUUCGUGGAAAGAAAUAUCUGAAACCUGAAGACUGUAUAUUUUAUGUGUAUGCUCAGGUAAGGAUGUGAAAUCUCCAUCCUAAAUCUGGGCCCCGUCUUACGAAGAGUUAUAAUUGAUCCGAUCAACCAUUUCUAUGGAAAGCCAGCAACGUCGACAUCUAAAAUGCAUGUUCACUCAUAAUAUUUUCUAAAAGUGAUGUAUAAUCAUACAUUCAUUGUUUUAUUGAAAACUCCUUGUGCUUUUCUUUGUUUACAAAAGACAUGCAAAUUUCCAUGAGAAAAUAUUCUGACAUUGUUGGAUUUCCAUAUAGUUUAAGAUGAUCGGAUCAAUAAAUAUUGUAACUCUUUGUAAGAUGGGUCCGAGCUCUAGAAAAGCUGUAUGUAGUUACUAGUAUUGUAAAUUAUUUUGAUUGACCAAAGCCAAUUCCAACUUAUGAAGUAGUCUCAAAUCGGUUAAGUCCAAGUGACUCAGACUCUGUUGAAGACAUGAAUAGUGAACUAUGUUAUAUGUUGUUUUUUUUAUGAGAAGAUGUAUAAUAAAUGAGUACAAAUUGCUAUUUUUUAAAUUUUUCAUGCACAAAUGUAGAUUUCCAAUUUCAAAAUUAAAUUCCUACAUAUUAUCUAA